AUGUUUACAAUAUGCCUCUACAACUUUAAAGAUGUAGGAGCUCUAAACGCAGCGAAAUCUAAUCGUAGUCAAACAAAGAUUGGAGUCAUUGAACGAUUGCUAUUUGAAAAAGGCAAAAUCAGAAAAGAUGAUGGAAGUGUUAAAGCAAGAAUGAAUAAUGGAAAGGCAGUUGACAGGAUCUCACAGUGGAAAACCCUUGGCCUUGGAGAAAAUGCAAAAUAUCAGCCAGCUCCGCGCAUCCCCAAUGCAGAAACAAUAAUUCAGUUACAGGAUAGAAAAUGUGAACGGAUGGCUAAUCAGAG
This is a messenger RNA of Paramuricea clavata, 302 nucleotides long. Lineage: Eukaryota; Metazoa; Cnidaria; Anthozoa; Malacalcyonacea; Plexauridae. The record is from the annotation of a GenBank genome assembly.